CUACCUCUAAAGAAAACUAAACAGAGAUAUCUCUAUGCUCUAUUUUGAUACAGAGCUCCACCACCGCUGAAUUUUGAAAUUCACGAUACUAAUUUGUAGCAAAGUUUAUCUCCUUUGGAUCUCUCAAAUUACCAUUUGAGUUUUAAUAUCACUUUAUUUUGAAUAUUAUUAUAAAAUGAUUCUUAAAAAUCUGUUAUUAGUGUGCAACAGGUUAUUUUUUAGAAUUAAGGAACCAGUGGGUUUGUUCACACCAAGUUCGGUUUACUCUAAGAUCAACAAUUGAAUUGAUUGAUCCAUGAUGUCUCGAAAUUCUUCUGUGGCAAUUCUAGCAGAUUGCACUGACCUCGACAAUAAUCCUGUUACUUUGAUGGGUCUAAAUGGUUCAUCAUCAAUGGUCAGUAUUGAAAAUGAAACUAUACUCGGGGAUGACACCAACAUUUCUCCUAAUCAUGUUAUUGGCAACAUUAGUUUCCAAGAAAGAGUUCAAUCUACAAAUUUGGCUGCACUGUUCCCCAGGGGUAACCUCGAUAUAAAAAUGAAGAAGAGAAGAAGUAGUGAGAGUUCCCCGUCCACUUCACACUCAGAAAAUAUUUCGAAUUUGCAAAGCAAUAUAAAUGAUACGAAACCAGAUGAAAAUGUAUCAAAUUCGUUUGAAGAAUGUUCUGAAAACAAAAAGAUGGAAAACGAAGAGGAAUCAACUAAACCAUUCAACAUGCAUAUGUAUCUCAAAAAGAAAUCUGUUAAUAUUUCCAUUGAUUUUAAUUCUGUGAGUGAUUCAAUCAUUGGAAAGAGCAUUGAGGAAAAUGCUACUGAGUCAGCUGAUAAUGUUUCCAAUGAACUAGUUGUUCAAAAUCAUAACGAUAUUGCAAACGUCUGUUCUGAAAAUAAAGAAAUUGAAAAGAAAGAACGAUCUACUGAACCAUUUAAUGAGCAUCUGGAUCUCAAGGAGAAAUCUGUUAAUAUUUCCAUUGAUUCAAAUUCUUUAAGUGACCCAAUCACUGAAACGAUCCUUGAGAAAAAUUCUACUGAGUCAGCUGAAAAUGUUUCCACAGAAUCAGUAGUUGUUCAAAAUAAUAACAAUGGUGAUGAAAACAAAACAAUUAGUAACUCUUCUGAAAUUGAAAAUGGUGCCAUUAUUGAUAAUGAAGAAUAUAACAAUCUUACGAAUAUUCAAACUAGUAAUUCUUUGAAAGCAAUAAACACAACUGCAGUUGAACAAGAUUGUUCUGUAGGAAAUUCAAGGAGCAAAAAGGUUAAAUCAAUUUCCAGUUGUGAUAACAUCAAUGAAGGAUCUAAGGAAAGUCAUCCAAUUUCAUUUGAAAUAAAUUCUAGUUCAAAACAUAUUUCUCAUGUGAUUUCCGACCAUAAUCUUAGAGAUAGAGGUAUCAAUAACAAAUCAUUAAACUUUUCUAAGAGAAGUAGGAGUGGUGAUAAAGACCUUGCUGAUAAUUUAAAGAAUUUUGCCAAGAAAAAUAAAACUUCUGUGGAUGGAAAUGAAGAUUUUACAGAGAAUAUUAGCAUUAUCUCUGAUACUAAACCUGUGACUGCUAGCAGAUUUAAGUACCACAGUACCCCUAUUAGCAGGAGAUUGAGUAACAAAAACAGGAGCAAAAUAAAAUAUAACAGUAAUAUUAAAACAGAAGAUGGGAAUAUUCAACAGGACAGUAAAAUGAUUCAGGUUUCUAAAUCAAUUUUUGGGCCCUCUACUGAAAUAACUAAUGCCACUGUUGUAAAUAAAUCGAUACAAUUUUCUAAAAAUUCUAGUCCAUAUAAUGAAAAAACUGAGAACAACAUCAAAAGAAAAAGUGAAAUAAAAAAUGUUGAGAUAAUGGAGUCAAUUGGUGAAAGUAGAUCCUACCAUUCCAAGUUAGUAUCCACUCUUGAAGACAAUAGUAGUCACUACGCUACCAGAAAAUCUGUUAAAAGAGUAGCAUUCAAAAGCAUUUCUUCUUAUGAAAAUUCUUUUGGUUAUCUAAACAGUUCCGAUGACUAUGCUUCUAGAAAUAGAAAAUCUGUUGGGUUCCGAAAUGGUAUUUCACUCAUAGAAGAUACCGUUGGUGAAAAUUCUGAAGGAGAUAUACAUGGUGCUAAUAAUAGUGAUUUGACAAUUGGAGGCGCAAUGCCUGGUACAGUUAAUGACUUAAAAAGUGAUAUGUCUCGUAAUUUUAUUGCUGAAGUACCUGAAAUAAUUUUGACUGAAAAUGAAAUAGAAUGCAAUGAAACAUCAAAAGAGUGUUCACUAUUAAAUAAGCUAUUUGAAAUGGCAGGGAAUAAAAAAUCUGUCAGGAAUGUGACUACAAGACAAACAAAACUAUCUAGAGGCAGGAGCAAAUUGGAAAGUCGUUCUAAUUCAAUGCAUCGUGAAAAGUGGGUUUCACCUAAACUUGUUAAAUUUUUAAACAAUAAAUUAAUGACAGAUGCCCUAGAUCACAUAGUUAAUACCGAACGAGUAGUUUCUACCCUUUGUUCUGCAGUUAGCGCUGUUAGAAACUUACAAGAUGUUAAUGAUAUAGAUUUUGCUCUAUUGCCUUUGAAAAAUAUUCUAUUGAAGUUUAGAGUUUGUUGCAACAUGAUAGAAUAUUGUACGUUUAUUUCCAGAUUCACUCCUUUCGAAUUCCAGCGUAAGGCAGUACCUCUGGAGGGUUACUUUGGCAGUUGCAAAAGAGGUAUAAAAAGAAAAUUAACAGAUCCCAUAUUGACGGAAACCGAGAAAAUGAAUGUAUUUUCUUGAAAUAUUUGUGGGGUAAAUUUUUUAUUUUAAUUGUAAGAUAGUUGUACAAAGAAAAAUCCAUUUAUUUCCUCCUCUCUAUUAAAUGUAAAGAAUUUACAUCAAUAGAGAGAUUUCUUCAAUUUUAAACUUCAAUUUAAUAAAAUUGUAAAUCAACAAUUGUAUUGUAACUGAGUGUGUAAAUGGCUGUGGUGUAUAAAUUUUAAUGAAAAUUUAUAAUUUAAAUUUUGUUUUGUCAAUGUUAUUAAAAAUUAUUAAUUUAUAUUUAUAUAUAUUGUAACAUCUCUUAUAUAUUUUUUAGCUAAUAAUAAUACCUUAGAAGACCACUUUAUACCAUUAGGAUACUUCUUAAAUAAAUAAGAGGUUAUUUAGUAAUAAACAAAAUGAUAAGAGUAUUAAUAUAUUAAACUGAAAUUUAUAAUAAUUUUAUCUCAGGUAUGGGUUACUAACAACCAUAUCAAAACACUGUUUGAUUUUAAAAUAAAGUCAAAUAUGGAUUGGUAAGCUAACCUUUUUUCUCUAGAGACUGUUUCUUCCUUUGCAGCAUCGAAUUGAUUUGUCUUCAAAUGUUUUCCAAUGAUCUGCCUAACACAACUUCCAAAAUGCUAAUACUAUAACUGGGUUUUACCCACUGGAGCCAGGAUCCCUCCCCUCCUCUCUUCACUGCAGCCAAACAACAACUGCUUGCCAAAAAAUGAAAAAUCCUGUGGCCGUUCCCUCCCCUCUUUGGGAUUUUCCAUUCUGGGGAAACUAUAGAGCAGCUGUUUUCUGAGGAUAUGUACAUCAAUGUUAUACAACUUAGAACACAAAUGAAAGCGAAAAAUGAAAUGAAAAGAAAUUAAAAAGAAAAU
Messenger RNA from Nezara viridula (southern green stink bug), 3579 nucleotides. Lineage: Eukaryota; Metazoa; Arthropoda; Insecta; Hemiptera; Pentatomidae. The record is from the annotation of a GenBank genome assembly.